This is a messenger RNA of Neoarius graeffei (lesser salmon catfish), 1361 nucleotides long. RefSeq names its product trans-2,3-enoyl-CoA reductase a (gene tecra). Gene Ontology annotation, molecular function: oxidoreductase activity, acting on the CH-CH group of donors. Bases 242 to 1270 code for a protein of 342 amino acids. Gene Ontology annotation, biological process: very long-chain fatty acid biosynthetic process. The record is from RefSeq and is a predicted model, not a curated record. NCBI's taxonomy places the organism in Eukaryota, Metazoa, Chordata, Actinopteri, Siluriformes, Ariidae. The transcript is spliced from 11 exons.
UUUUCCCUUGACUUUCAGGAUCAUUUUGUAGGUGACCAGCAUCCCAAACACACCUCCCAGUUUCGGUGUGGUGUCUCGUCACUUUCCUUCUGCUCCAGAGAGAGCAGAUCUUUGGCAAACAGGUCGGAGAAGCUUCAAAACAUCUUUUAGGUUUUCUUGAAUUGACUCAAGGAGGCCAUAAGGGACUUACAGGGGCAGAGUUACUCUCCUCAGGUCUUGCUGUGUUUGAGGAGGAGCGAUUAUGGAUGUCCUGGCUUUAGAGGCUAAGGGGGUUAAGGCUGAGGCCAGUCCACUACCUGCCCCAUCGAAACCCAGACCUAAAACACCUAAAAAACCUAAACGAAUCGUUUACUUUGAGGUGGAGCUUCUGGACGCCAAGACCAAGGAGAAGCUGCUGCUCUUGGAUAAGGUUGAACCAUCUGCUACUAUUUUGGACAUAAAGUCAAUGUUCCACAAAUCAAAUCAGUGCUGGUAUCCUGCCAGACAGUCUCUGUGCCUGGACCCGAAGGGAAAGCCCUUGAAAGAUGAAGAUAUCCUUCAGCAGCUUCCAGUGGGAACCACAGCUACCUUCUACUUCAGGGACCUGGGAGCCCAGAUCAGCUGGGGGACAGUGUUCCUAGCUGAGUGUGUCGGACCGCUCUUCAUCUACCUGAUGUUCUAUUUCAGGCUGCCCUUCAUCUACGCCCCCAAGUAUGACUUCACAACCAGCAAACACUGGGUCGUGCAUAUAGCAUGUCUGUGUCACUCCUUCCAUUACGUCAAGAGGAUUCUGGAAACGUUGUUUGUGCAUCGCUUCUGCCACGGUACCAUGCCGCUGCGCAACAUUUUUAAGAACUGUUCGUAUUAUUGGUGCUUUGCAGCCUGGAUGGCUUACUACAUAAACCACCCGCUCUACACACCACCAUACUACGGCGAGCAGCAAGUGAAGACGGCACUUGGGAUUUUCCUGUUUUGCCAGUUGGGGAGCUUCUCAAUUCAUGUUGUUCUGCGCAAUCUCAAAACUCCUGGUUCCAAGACGAAGAAGAUCCCAUAUCCAACCAAAAAUCCUUUCACAUGGAUCUUCACAGUGGUUUCUUGCCCAAAUUACACCUAUGAGGCAGGCUCCUGGCUGGGCUUCACCAUGAUGACUCAAUGCCUUCCUGUCGCCUUCUUCACAGUCAUCGGCUUUGUACAAAUGACUGUGUGGGCGAGAGGCAAACACCGCAGCUACCUGAAGGAAUUUAAGGAAUACCCAACCCUGCGUUCACCCAUUCUGCCCUUUAUCCUCUAGCAUUAACACACACACACACACAGAAAAUCCUUGAAACUAAUCCUGUCUCAAGAUCAUUCUGCUUGAUAUACAGUGGUGCUUGAAAGUUUGU